Molecule: messenger RNA, 819 nt
Organism: Uncinocarpus reesii 1704
Lineage: Eukaryota; Fungi; Ascomycota; Eurotiomycetes; Onygenales; Onygenaceae
Exons: 1
Coding region: 1-819 (272 amino acids)
Cellular component (GO): membrane
Source: RefSeq, a predicted model, not a curated record
AUGGCAGUCAAUCUCCCUCCUGCUCCGGCAGUUCACCUCCUCUUGGGAUCGCUCCCAUUGCUGAUCCUGUCCGAGACCAAUUCGUUUCAUACCGGCCAUGCUCUCUUCAAAAUCUUUUCCUCGAUUGCCUUUGUCAGCGAUCCGCUCCUCCGCCUAUCUGCCGAUCCAUCGCCCUACCAUGUCCUUAUCACCAGCGGUCUCCUUUUCUCUGUACUUGGCGACAUCCUCUUGAUCCCCUCAAGGAAAGAAUACUACGGCCUUGGCUCUGAAAGUGGGAAGAAGGACAAACCGGGGAAUUCCGCUGAGACUGAUGAAGCGGUGAUCUCAGUAUCCUUCCAGCUGGGAAUUGUGGCGUUUGCGGCAGCUCAUAUAGCUUAUAUUCUUGCCUUCCUACGUGACUCCCCGGAGAACCUCUCAUGGCCUUCGUUUGCCACCGUAUUUGUCGCGACAAUGGCGAUCGCUAGGUGGCUUGGUGUGAUAUAUCCAACUCCACGAUUACGCUCUGAAGUUUCGUGGACGAAUAGCAAUGUGCUCAAUUUAUCCGUUCCCAAGGACAUGCGCUUUUUGGUUUUGGUGUAUGCAGUCAUCAUCAGCUCGAUGCUGGCGGUUACGGUGUCCACAACUUCGUCGCUGCAACAUCAGCGUGUCUUGGGCGCAGUGAUGUUUGUCAUUAGCGACAUUUUCGUGGCAAAGGACGCGUUUGGUAAGAAAUUACAAACGACCGGAGGAGCUGAAAAGAAAAGAAACUGGUGGUUGCAGACAGCUACGGGGUGGGGACUCUACUUUUGGGGCCAAAUGGUUUUAGCAGGGACGGUUUAA